Messenger RNA from Mesorhabditis belari, 441 nucleotides. Lineage: Eukaryota; Metazoa; Nematoda; Chromadorea; Rhabditida; Rhabditidae. The record is from the annotation of a GenBank genome assembly.
AUGUGGCAAUUGAAAAAGGAACCGAUAUACGCGAUUUGUUCUAAUGAUUACGUCACCCGAAUCCGUGUGAGCAAAUUAGAGAACUACACUUGUGUUCAAGAUGAGAUCAGAAAUAGAGGAUGCUAUAUGAAAGCUGAAGUCAUUGAGGAUUUCAUGGCUCCAUUGAAAGAAACGAAUCGUCGGUCGAUGAAGAAUCGUUUGAAAGGCGAUCUCAAUUCGGCAAUGUGCGGAGUGAGCCUUCCACAACCCGGAGAUUAUAUUAUGAAUGCUUGGCCUGACGAUGAUGCUUUCCGAGAGAAUGCUUGCAAUUUAAUGAGAGAAAGUUAUAGUGAAAAAAGAGCCGCUGAGAUUCGUGAGAUUGUGAAGAAAUGCCCGAAAGAGAGGAGAGAUUGGAAUUAUUGGGUGAAUAAGGGAAAUGAGAUGUUGAGUGGACCAAGGAAU